GAUGGAGGGGAGCGAGCAGAUCACCGUCGUUUAAACGGCGUGCGCGAACCCCGUGCGCCUCUCUCGCGCUCACCUGUCCCGGGACUCACACGCGUCAUAACGGGUGCUCGAGCGGCGCUCCUCGCGCUGCCUCCUCCCCGGGGGGGGAUAUGGAUUAACUCGGUGGUCUCCGGCUCGAGGAAGGUGCGGCUGGUUUUUUGUUUUUGUGGCGCUUGUCGAAGUUGCUCCACGUCGGUCGGCGGGAUUAGAGAGGAGACCGCGUCGACUCGAUUUUACCUCCAUGCAUUUGUAAAAGAAGAAGCCAUUUGUAUUGCCUGGUGUUAUUGGGAAUAGCACCAGCUACCCAGAGCUGCAGAGGAAACACUUCUUCUGGAGAAGAAGACACGUCCCGCUGGUCGUCUUCAGCAGAGUGAUGGACGGAGGGAGAGCAGAGCGCGACUGUGACCGGGCCCUUCAUGGAGGCCUGAUACCCGGGGCGGACAGCAGGUAAAUGGAGGUGCAGGACAGGAGCCGCUCCCCAUCCCGUAGAACCAGCCGGGUGGAGCAGGUUGUGGGACGAUGGCUGAGACGGUCCCGAGACCUGGGCAGCAGGUCUCACUCUCUGAACAGAGACCGGGUUGCAUUGGAUGGGAGGUCAGCAGAGUGCAGCGGCUUCGAUCAGAGGAACUACCCUUUCCGCUUCAUCGUCCAGAUCCAACGGGACCCGAACCUCAACUCUCAUGGCCUCACACUGUCCGCGCAGACCCCCAUCCUGGUGCAGGAGGUAAACCCAGGUGGGCCUGCAGAUGGUCGGCUCCUCCCCGGCGACCAGCUUGUGAAGAUCAAUAACAUCGCUGUCGAUGACCUGACCCCGGAGCAAGCCGCUGAAAUAAUCAGGGAGUGUCAAGAUUCAUUGACAAUGACGGUGCUGAGAACGAUGCUGGGCCCAAAGUCAUCAUUCAUCACACCAGAGAAGAGGGCCAAGCUACGGUCUAACCCGGUGAAAGUUCACUUUGCUGAGGAGGUUGAAGUCAAUGGACACUCUCAGGGCAACUCGCUGCUCUUCCUGCCGAAUGUUCUGAAGGUGUAUCUGGAGAACGGGCAGACCAAGGCCUUUAAAUUUGACCCCAGCACCACAGUCAAGGACAUUGUGAUGACUCUCAAGGAAAAGCUUUCUCUGAGCCGUAUUGAACACUUCUCCCUGGUGCUGGAGCAGCGGCACAGCAUUUCCAAACUACUGCUGCUACAUGAAGAGGAGCGGAUACAGCAGGUGGUCCAGAAGAAGGAGGCCCAUGACUUCAGAUGUCUUUUCCGUGUUUGUUUCAUGCCCAGAACCCUGCAGACGCUGCUACAGGAGGACCCAACAUCCUUUGAGUAUCUCUACCUGCAGGGAGUGAACGAUGUGCUGCAGGAGCGCUUUGCAAUAGAAAUGAGGUGUAACUCCGCCCUGCGACUCGCUGCGCUGCACAUUCAGGAGAGAUUGGCAAGCUGUGGACAGUCAACAAAGACCAACUUAAAGACAAUCACGAAGACGUGGGGCAUAGAGAACUUUGUGUCAUCCACCUUGUUGAGGAACAUGCGAGAGAAAGAUCUAAGGAAGGCCAUCGGCUACCACAUGAAGAAGAGCCAAUCUCUGAACGACCCCAAACAGAAGGGUCUGUCGGUGGAUCAGACCCGGGUAAACUACCUGGAGGAGCUGAGUGAGCUCAAGUCCUUUGGAGGGAAAUCUUUCAGUGCCACCAUGAUGCUUCAGGACAGGGAGUCGAUGGUGACCUUGUUGGUGGGGGCGCGCUACGGCGUGAGUCAGGUGGUCAACCACAAACUGAGCAUCCUGUCGACCCUCACAGAGUUCAGCAGCAUCACACGCAUCGAGCUGCUGCCUGAGUCCGACAAGGUCAGCCUGGUCAAAAUAUACCUGCAGGACAUCAAGCCCAUCACGUUGCUGUUGGAGUCAACGGCCGCCAAAGACAUGUCCUGCCUAAUCGGUGGUUAUUGUCGAGUGUUUGUCGACCCCAACCUCAACGUCUUUCCCUGGAUGCAUAACUCCAAGAAGCAUAGAGUGUCUGCUGAGGAAGGUUAUGUGUCACGAUGCGGCAGCGACUCAGACACCUCCUCAGACUUGGACAUGGAGGCGCUGGUCAACCUGGUGUCAUGUGACGAGAGGCCCGGCCAUCGCGUCAGAUCCUCGUCGGACCCGGAGGGAAGAAAACGAAAAGAUCGAAACAGAAGGAGAAACAAGGACGGCAAAGAAACGGGAGCUAAACCUUGGGAGGAUAAAAAGCAGAAGGAAGAGAAAGAUGCUGACACGGAAAAGGAGAGGUCUCCCCCGGAUAAGAAUAGAGCGAGAGAGAGCGAGGGCGCGGUGCACAAUGAGGAGACAGAAAGAGGGCAGGACGGUCCGCAAGCUCAGACGGAGAUAGCGGACAAUGACUCCGGGGAACUUGGGGGAGAAGAAGGACACAAAGGUGGAGACGAAGUGCGAGCAGCAGAGGAGCAGCCGUCUUUAUCGGAAGCGUCCGAUUCGUGGAACAACGACCCUCGUGUCAUCGCCAGCCCCUCCUGCGACUCCCUCGACGCUUUGGAGGAAGAUGACUUAAUUUCGUGUUCUUCCUCCUCCUUCCACUCCGGUGCUCCCUCACAGAUUCACAGCCACUCUCCCGUUCAGCUUCACCCCUACUCUCAAUGGCACGUUCAGCCCCACCUCCUCGCCCCUCCGCCGGCUCACGUCCAUCCUCUCGUCCACCUCAAAUCUCAGGAGAGGCAAGGAGGGGGCGGCAGGAGGUCGGGGGACGGAGCUGAUCCCCAGCUCCUGGCGGCGCCGUCCCCCUGUCUAAGCAUUCACCGCACCCAGAAAUGUUCAGGUGACCACUUCCCCGAAGACAGCUCCAUGUGUUUCGCGGAGCUCUCCCGCCUCGUGGACUUCUUGCCGAGCCCUCCGGAGGCCAGCGAGGAUGACGAAGAGGAGGAAGAGGUGCGAAGGAGGAGGAAGAGAAAGUCGGCAAGAAGAGCGGGUGAAAGAGGGAGCGUGGACACCGAGGCCAGUCUUAAAGAGCAGCCGACGUCCCCGUCCUCCAACAUUGAUUUUGUGUUUAACUUCGACCAAAGCGACUCUCGCUGCUACUACAAACUCUGCUCCAACAUCACCCCCGACAGUGCCCGCAGCCUCCCCCACCCUCUGAAUCAUCAGCAGGAAGAACACCGGGGGGAGGGGGAGGAAGAGUCGGUCAAGGCAGUCGACCUGGACCCCAUCCCCAUCCUUCAGCCGCCACCUGGCUUCGGUGACAGCAGCUCGGAUGAGGAGUUCUUUGACGCCAUAGACCGCUUCACCUCACCUGAAGACUCUACCUCGGGGGCCACGCCAAGAGAUAUUCGCACAGAGAUGAAACUGGACCUCCUCAGCACCCUCAGCCUCAGUGACAUCAGAGUCUCUGUGACAGAUGCAGACAAAGAUGGCAAAGAGGAAGAAGACAGAAAAGUAGGAGACGAGGAAGGAGGAGGCAGAGAAACGUUGUUUCAGCUCAGAAAAAGAUCCCGUAAGCGUCGUUCCUUCGUGGAAACUGAUUACACUUCUAGGGUGUCGUAUCCAGAGCCAGAUCCUGAAGUGAAGGAUAUUCUCUCUACUAGGCUUCAUAAGAACCUCAUGGAAGAAGAAAAUGAUGCACACGCUCUGAGUUCAGAUCCUGAACCUUCAGAGCAAACCCAGAAUCCCAGUCCUACAGUCUCUUCUUUGACCCACUCUGAAGGGGAACCGGCUCAGCUUGAGUCAAAACCCAUCAUGUCUAAAUCCCAGUCGCGUAGACCUGGGUCUCCUUGUGGUUUAGGGUCUCCUGAGCAGACCAGAGAUCCACUGGCCACCUCCAGAACUAGGAAACAAGAAAUGGAGAUGGAACCUGACGCAAUGGAAUUCAAAUCAGUCACUGAUCUGGCGAAGGCAUCGUCUCCUACCAUCACCGUUGUCCGCUGCCGGGUGGACCCAGAUGGAAAGGAAAGUGCUGAUCGGAGGGGUGACGGAAAAGAGGGAGGGCGGGAACAAGAGGACGUGGUUGAGGGGAAAGAGAAGGGCGGCGAGGAACAGACAGUGGGUGUGUUGGGGAAAGGGACGUUCACUAAUCAUAUGUUUUUGCCAGAAAGCACUGAGGAGGAAAGGAAAGGGAAGGAAGAGAAGAAAGAGGGGCUGAGAGGGAACUCAUCCAAUUCAAAGAGACCAAUCAUCGGUGCAGAGAGGCAGCUAGAGGCCAAUACACCACCUUCGUGUUUGAUGGAUGCGACUAAAAAGAGGAGUAAUGGCCUUUUAGAACCCCAUCUCAUUGCCCAUGAGCAAAACUUGGAUGAAGAGGGACAAACGCUUGAAGGUGUGCAUGAAAAGUUUAACCCUCCAUCAUACUCACCACAACCCCCUCCACCCUCAUCCCCUCUUCCUACUAUGCCAGUGCUUCACAAAUCUCAAAGUGACUGUUAUUUGAGGGGAGAAGUCAGUGGCGAAAACUUGGGAAUGAAAAUGUCUUCAUCUUAUCCCGAAGAGAUCCCAGAAAGACACAGUGACAAAGCACAAUUAUAUUUAGACAUCCGCGCCAGUAUUAUUGAGGAUGAUGCCAACGGUGUUGCUAGCUCUACUAGGACUGUUGGCGAUGAAGUUACAGACAGCACCAAUUCAGACAAUGUUUUUUCUGAUGACGACAUGAGUAAUUCCUUAAUUUCUAGUUCAAGUGACAAGAAGGAUGAGUGGGCUACAGCUGGUAGGCGAAGCAUCAGCUCGGCUACAAGAAGUGACGAUGAUUCUCAAAUGGGUAAGAAUUCUCCAACUAACAGUGAAGCUCCUACAAUUAUUAGUUCAGUAAAUUCUGACUAUUCGCGAGCUAUAAACUCCAUCACUGCAAAGCUCGGAGUUGCAACAAGUGCAAAAUCUUCUACAUUUAUUUCAGGUACCAGAUUGCGAUGUGACGUUACACAUGAAAUUGCUUCGGGUUUGACUGAAAAUGAGGACAAAAUCUUAAGUGAUUCCACUAUGCAAAGUGCUCCAGGCAAAAAAAGCUUGGCUAGUCCUAGCUUAGCGAAGGCUAAUGCCGUCACAUUACACAAUCUUUCCAAGAUGCCUCCUUCUCCAACUCACUUCCUCUUCCAGACCUGUUCCCCUGGCAUUAUGGGUAGCUUAUCUUCCUCCACACUCAGGGGGAAGAUUCAGAAUUUACCCCUUUACUUAUCACGCUCACAGGAAACCCUCAACCAAGCUGGGAUGGGCAAUGUACGUCACAGUUCAGCUGAGGACAACAGUAAGGACAAAGUCAAGACCAAAGUCACCAUCAAAGUUACAGACGUUGAUGACGUCACACAAACUAUAGGCUUUGAAGAGGGCACAGCUUCAGAAUCAGCCGAGUCAGACGAUUCAGAUACAACAGUUACGGGAUCUGAGGUAGAUGGGGAGUUUUUUGUGGAAAUAAACUCUGCAAAGAGUUUUCAGGCACUGUCAGAGGUAAAGGAAUUAUGCCCUCCAUUGCCGGUCCAGACCGAUCCCAAACCCCAACCCCAACACCGACAUCCGCCUCUCAACACCGGACCUAUCAAGGAUUCACCAGGACCAAUAACAGAGCCUCCAGCCACCACAGUGAACGGCCUCCAAAGAGACCCUUCAGGCCUAAAGAUGGACACACCUGGCCCCAUAAAAGAAGCCCCAGAAUCAAAGAUGACUGUCACAAGUCCAGGUGAAGACAUUCCAGGUCAUAUAAUUACCACUCAAUCACGUGCUAUCGCCCAUCCGAUAGUGGUGACCACACAGAAUCUAAAUGGACCAGGACCCCCUUUUCAUAGUCAAGCACAGAAAGUAAGACGGACCAGUACCGACAGACCGUUGAUAGCUCUUUGUAGGCCCACAGGGAAAAAUGUAAUCUCCCCAAAAUCACUUUCUUCAGGCUGCAGGGUGUUUACUAUCUGUGAGGAUUCAUCCCAGACAAAGAGCCCAGCCAUGGCGGCUACUACCCCACCCUUGAAACAUGAUUUUAGCUGUACUUCUGUGCUGGCGUCUGGAUGUGAGUCAGUAGUGGAAGAGGUGCAGGUGCCUCUGGAGGCUUGUGGUUGUCCGACGGUCUAUACCAACUGCUUCGGCAGCGGGGACAGCUUUGACGAGGAGCUGACAGUCUACGAGUUCUCCUGCCGCGCACAGAGCAGCGCCGUGGCUCAAACUUCUUCUGCAGCAGUUCUUCCUCUCGUAAACUCUCCGCCCAUUUCCUCUUUCCUCUCCACCUCCCCCUCCCUCUCUCCCUCCUUCCCACGCUCCAACCUUUUCUCCUCCUCUGCCUCUGAGCUCAGCCCUCUACUCUCGCCGUUAUCUGACCCAUCCGACCGUUUACUGCCCCAAACGCACAAGGACAACAUUGGUCGGCUCGGCCAGCAGCGCUACCCGGAACCCCCGAAAGGUUUCCAGGUACUCCGCAUAGACGUAGACCAGCUCCUUUCUAUUCUGGAGAGCGGUGCGGACAGAUCCGUAGCAGGCCCCGGAUGUCGCCACCCAAGGGACUCCUGCCCUGCCCACUUUACCGAGAACAAGAGGGUGCUCCAGCUGGAGGCACGGCGGUUGAUGUCGGGCUGCCAGAAGGUGGUGGGAAUUGGCCAGAGUCCCGAGGAAAUGCUCCAUUCCCUGGCGGACAGCUUCCGGACCCUGGUGGAGUUGGCGGGUAUAUGCCUCUGGUUCUCUGGUUGCGAAAGGUGUGACCGAAGGAACGCAGAGGCCGUGGCCGGUCUGGCGGAUGUGGCCCGUUCAUUCAGGGACUUCUGCCUGGCAGCAGAGCGGGCCAGCAGCAAGCGCAGCUGCCAGGACCUGAGCUCCAAGCUGCUAGCGAAGCAGUGCACCGCGCUCACCGCCUCCGUCUUCUGCCUCACCCAGCUGUUCCGCACCCUCACCGCGCUGUGAGCCGGCAGCAAUCUCUGAAAUCUUAUGACAGGACCACAGGCAGCCCGUGGUGUGGAAACUCUGCCACACGGGGUCACCAGUGAGCCCGGGGCAGAUGCAGGUGUGGGCGGCACUCGGGCCGGCCAUGUAUGGGACGGGCGGUGUGAGGGGAGGUUACCUCGGAAACACAGCGAUGUCACUGAGGAAUGGCAACAAGCUGCCUCAACGUCAUGGAGCCUGUUGGAGAUUGUCGAGGUGCAUGUGGUUACUGACUAUAUGCUGUGCACGCACCGCAGGGGUGCUGCUUGUUUCCCAGUAGUGAGGAACUGAUGUACUUGAAUGUAUUAUAGGUUAUUAAUUAGGUUUAUUUAUUCAUUUAUUUAUUGAAUUAUCGGUUACUACAGUGAGCAAAUAAGGAAUGUAAAGAGAAGAAAGAAUGAAAUGUGGAAAUGUUUACAGGCAUGUCUUUAGAUGGAGUAGUGGGCCUUUUACACACAUACACAAGCACACAACUUCAAACACAUAAAGAGAAUCUGUAUUUGAUUCUGUUCAUACACAUGCCUUUUGUGUGACUGAUUGACCGUGUUACGAUAAGAAACCCUUCAGUUUACUGAUGCUUAUAAAUCUUUACAUUCUCCGGGUGACAGGUGGGAGGGACUUCUCUGAAUGUUACUGUUUACAAGACCAAAAAUCUAGAGUGAAAAGUGAUCCCACAAAUCAAGCCUGAAACUGUGUUUGCCAUUUUAUAAAUCUAAUAGCAGAAUGCUGAUGUAUGCGCAUUACGUAACUUCAUGAAAAAACUGUUUGGAUGAGAUGCAGUCCUUUGCACAUUUAAUUUGUUUUCAUUUUGUUCAGACUCAGUAUGGUUUAUUGACAUGUAAUACAUUUAUUUGUCAACACUCUUUCUCUACCCCCUGUGGAAACACCAAACUCUCCUGUGCAUGGUGGUGUGUCUGUCAACACCCAGUUUUUUCCAUACAAUUCAUCUUUAGUACCAACAUGUCCAUCGAGAACAGGAAUCUCCAGAAUUCGAUUGAUGACUUGGUCACACUUUCCGAUAGAUAUUUAGGGCACAUAACAUUGUUUAUGGGAAUUUUAGGUCCUAAGAUUUUGGCAACUGUCAGGAAAGACUUACACAACGUGCAUUAUUAUUACAGAUUUCCCGGUAUGUCCACAGAUAGGGUUAAACCAGUGAGUGAAGAGGAGCGGGAUAGAAGUGCAGUAUGCAGCACAUGCUGAAUUGAGUGAGGGGGUCUCAGAGAACAUCUAUAAAACUGACCUAAUCAUUGGAUGACAUUCAAGUUUGUCGAUCUCCCCACAUUUGCCACAGAACCAUGUACAAUACUGACUUACAUGAAGCUUAUUAUUGUGGAUAAGCAGACACAAUACAGCAUUUUUACUUGGAAUGUUUCUUUAAGUACAAAGGAUUGAUGCCCACCGGACCUGCAUGUUCACUGGAGAAAGUUAUCAGAACGAAUUUCACCACUACAGUGCUGGGAACACAAUCUGUUGCAAACAGUGUUUCUAUAUACAGUAUAUAUUUGUAAUGGCAAUUGAAAUUGAAUUGAAAUUAUUGUUAACUUGUCCUGUUUUGUUUCCCUGGGUUUGCAAAAGAACAUCUUUUCCUCUAUUGUAUUCCCUAUUUUAUGCAGUGAAGAAUUUCAUUACUUUUACUAUGAUCUCCAUGAGAAAAUUGCCCUAAACAACUGAUGGAAAACUUUUUAAAUAAUCUGUGCUCACAAAGCAUGCUUUAAUAAGCCAUAAACUGCAUUGUUGUUUCAUCAGGGAUUUUAUCUGUGAAUGACUGAAUGAUGUUGUCUGCUCUUGCUUUGUAAUGCUCAACUACCACCAUUAAAAACAAUGUCAAGAUUUUC
Molecule: messenger RNA, 8736 nt
Organism: Gasterosteus aculeatus aculeatus (three-spined stickleback)
Lineage: Eukaryota; Metazoa; Chordata; Actinopteri; Perciformes; Gasterosteidae
Gene: frmpd1a
Product: FERM and PDZ domain containing 1a
Cellular component (GO): cytoskeleton
Molecular function (GO): protein binding
Source: RefSeq, a predicted model, not a curated record